AUGAAAUUUAGCACAGCGCUCUCGGUGUCAGCGACAGCGCUGGCAACUGUUGCUAUUGGUUAUGCAUUCUAUUUCGAUUACAAGCGCCGAAAUGAUCCGGCCUUCCGCAAAAAGCUGCGCAAGCAAUCGAAGCAAUCUGUGAAGGCUGCCAAGAAAGAAAUGAAAGCAGCGGCUCAGCAGGAGAACAUGAUGAUUGAAAAGGCCGUUAAGGACGUUGUCGAGCCGGGUGUCCUUCCCACUGGCGUCCAAGAGAAGGAGGCAUUCUUCAUGGAACAAGUGGCUACUGGUGAGGCGCUCUUUGCGCAAGGCCCCUCGUACUAUGUGCCGGCAGCCAUUGCAUUUUUCAAGGCCCUCAAGGUGUACCCUGCACCCGUCGAGCUUGUUAUGAUUUACCAGAAAGCUGUGCCCAAGGAAGUGUUUGAUCUGAUUAUGAAGCUCAUCACACGCGACGCAGCUGUCCACGGUGCUGGCGGUGCGUCGGCUUCCAAGGACGACGUAGAUGACAGUGUGCCUACUGCUGAAUCGACGAAGGAGGUCGAGGACAAGUCUCAGAAACCUAAGGAAGCGGUCAAGGAAGAGUCUAAGGAAGAGCCUAAGGAAGAGCCUAAGGAAGAGCCUAAGGAAGAGCCUAAGGAAGAGCCUAAGGAAGAGCCUAAGGAAGAGCCCAAGGAAGAGCCCAAGGAAGAGCCUAAGGAAGAGCUCAAGGAGGAGCUCAAGGAGGAGCUUAAGGAGGAGCUCAAGGAGGAGCUCAAGGAGCCCAAGGAAGAGCCUUAG
Molecule: messenger RNA, 774 nt
Organism: Malassezia sympodialis ATCC 42132
Lineage: Eukaryota; Fungi; Basidiomycota; Malasseziomycetes; Malasseziales; Malasseziaceae
Gene: TOM20
Product: TOM complex receptor protein TOM20
Biological process (GO): intracellular protein transport; protein import into mitochondrial matrix; tRNA import into mitochondrion
Cellular component (GO): mitochondrial outer membrane translocase complex
Molecular function (GO): transmembrane protein transporter activity
Source: RefSeq, a predicted model, not a curated record